Molecule: messenger RNA, 2892 nt
Organism: Cyclopterus lumpus (lumpfish)
Lineage: Eukaryota; Metazoa; Chordata; Actinopteri; Perciformes; Cyclopteridae
Product: macrosialin
Exons: 6
Coding region: 106-1386 (426 amino acids)
Cellular component (GO): membrane
Source: RefSeq, a predicted model, not a curated record
UUAUUUAUCUGUGAAGACGCAGCGCUGUUGUCGCACAUUGAGCUUCAGUCGCAAAAGGGCAGCAGUGAACCAGGUUCCGUCAGCCAGUCAGCACCUGUCAAAGAGAUGAAGACGGCUGUUGUGUUCGCCUUCAUGGCCUUCAUGGCCUGCUGGGCGGCCUCAGCGCUGUCAUUGGCUGAAGAUGAAAAUAAUUCCUUACCUUCUGCAACCAUGAACUCCGCGGAGGAGUUUUACAGUGCUACUAAGACUACCCCCAAGACUACCCCCAAGACUACCCCCAAGACUACCCCCACGACUACUCCCACGACUACCCCCACGACUACCCCCACGACUACCCCCACGACUACCCCCAAGACUACCCCCACGACUACCCCCACGACUACCCCCACGACUACCCCCAAGCCUACCCCCAAGCCUACCCCCAAGCCUACCCCCACGACUACCCCCACGACUACCCCCAAGCCUACCCCCAAGCCUACCCCCACGACUACCCCCAAGCCUACCCCCAAGCCUACCCCCAAGCCUACCCCCAAGCCUACCCCCACGACUACCCCCAAGACUACCCCCACGACUACCCCCAAGCCUACCCCCAAGCCUACCCCCAAGCCUACCCCCAAGCCUACCCCCAAGCCUACCCCCAAGCCUACCCCCAAGCCUACCCCCAAGCCUACCCCCAAGCCUACCCCCACGACUACCCCCACGACUACCCCCAAGACUACCCCCAAGCCUACCCCCACGACUACCCCCAAGCCCACCACCCCUCCCCCUCCCAAACCUACUCCCUCCGUCAACAUUACUGUAGGAAACUACACAGUGAUGUCGGACACAAAUGUGACUUGCCUGGUGGCUCAGAUGGCACUACAGAUCCGACUGGCAACACCAAAGGCCAAUGGAACCUUCAUUGUUCAGCCAAAGAAGACGAAAGCAUUAGGAGGCUGUAAAGGAACCACGGCCAAUCUUACCCUUGUCUUCCAAGAGGGCCACAUCACCUUCCUGUUCAACAAGAGCGCUGAUAAUACCGUCUACGUUGAUGCGCUGUCUUUCAACCUCUCCUACCCCUUAACCCCAGGAGGCCAAACCCGGUACACUGCCAACAACAAGUCGUUGCAUCUCUUCCCUGCAAAGGCCGGACACUCCUACUCCUGCAGGCAUGAGCCUCUCGAAAUGGGGAAUGGACUGUACCUUGAUGUGGAUCAGGACACGAUGCAGGCCUUCAAUCUGACCAAGAGCGGCGGCUUUGGCUCUCCUGAGCCCUGUCCUACAGACCGGCCUGACUACCGCGUUGCCAUCGCGGUUGGAGUGACGUUGCUGGUGCUCAUUGUCGUAGUGGUGGUGGCCUACCUGCUGGGCCGCAGGAAGAGGACCGAUGGCUACCAGUCCCUGUGAGGGGGGCCGGGCCGCCUCACAGUUCAGAGGUCACUCCUAUUAUAAACCAAAGUCUGUGUGGCGGGGAUCUUUCUCCGUGGCUAAAGAGUCCAUCCACUAAAAUCUAGCAUGCCAUUUUUCUGUUCUGUUAUGCCUUGGUUGACUUAACGUGCUGUUAUUAACCAGAGGUUCCAAGUGUGGAGGCUGGAGCGUGCCACUGGAAUAAUUGUAAGUCUCGAAAGUGGUGAUUUAUAAUCAUGCUAUUAUAAAAUAAAUUAAUCAAAUUCAUGAAAUGAAAGUUUAAAAAAAAUUAGUUCAUAACAUUAGCAAAUGAAUCCCUCUUUUAUAUCUUUAUAAUUGCUGAAUGACUCAUUUGAUUUUAAAAUGGACUCUCAAAAUUCAUUACAAUUUUUUUUUUUUGGUGUAUCAUUCUUUUUCACAAUUCAUUAGUUUUUUCAUUCUUAAAAAAAAGAGUUGUGUUUAAUUGAACAACUCCGAUGUUUUAUUUAAAAAAUAAUUAAGAACAAAUACACUGGUUCAAAACAAGACAUCAGAAAUGUUAAAUACGUUGAUCACAAUUUAAAAUGUUAAAACAGGCUUCAACAUCUUUAGUUUGAAUUAUAGCACAAAAAAACAAGAGAGACUAUUUAAUAAAUACAUUUUAAAGCAGCUUUUGUAUUAUCAUUCCAGUGGCACGCUCCAUACAUAGGAGUUUUUUUCAAUAUAAGACAACAUCUUUUCGAUUUAACUUGACAAUAUUUUGUAAUUUUUGUUUUUAUGCCAAUUAGACAAAGUUACUCAUGUAUUCUCAUCAGGCUGGACAAUCCUCUGAAAUGUCAUUUCUAUAUUGGAACACUGAAAAUGACGAUGCUAAUAAUGACAUUCUUUACAGGCUGACAUCCUAAAUGCAUAAAGUAAAAACUGACUAAAAUGUGUGUUUAGAAUGAGUGCAGGUUAUCAGUUUAUUAGUGUACAAUACUGUGAUAAUGAUGCACUUUUGAAGACUUGCAUUUCAGUCUAACCCAACAUUACACAAGUAAGCCAGAUUUUAUCGUUGGUUCUAUCUCAAUUAUAUUCAGCUUGUCUAAGGAAAUACACGAUUAAGUAAAUUUAAGUUUUUCCUUCAUUGUUUAAAGAUUAUGUGGAAAUGUUUUGUUCCGUUUUUGUUUUUUUAGAAUCAAAUAUUUUGUGCUCGUCUUCUAGGGAUUGUAUUUUUUUUAAAGAAGGGAAGUUAUAUCCAUAAUGUUACAGGUGAUCAUACCGAGUGUGUGCUGCAUUAUUGAUUAUCGCAAAGGGAAAAUUACAGGAAUGUUCGGCAGGGAUUAUUAAAACAUAGUCAAUAUUUGCACUGAUUGCUGUUCCAACUUGAUUGUCUCUGUCAUACGUAUCUUCAUGUAAAGAGAUGGCCUGUCUCUGUGGGUCAGUCUGGUCCUGAUUAGACUCACAAUGAGUAACACAUUGAUCUCUUUCCUCGCUAACUACUCACACAGUUUACUGCCCAAAAUAAAAGGGGAAAUACGACUAUUC